Messenger RNA from Mytilus californianus (California mussel), 3824 nucleotides. RefSeq names its product D-3-phosphoglycerate dehydrogenase-like. Gene Ontology annotation, molecular function: phosphoglycerate dehydrogenase activity; NAD binding. Bases 90 to 1691 code for a protein of 533 amino acids. NCBI's taxonomy places the organism in Eukaryota, Metazoa, Mollusca, Bivalvia, Mytilida, Mytilidae. Gene Ontology annotation, biological process: L-serine biosynthetic process. The transcript is spliced from 10 exons. The record is from RefSeq and is a predicted model, not a curated record.
UGCUUGCAGUAAUUUAACUGUGCACCGUUUUGCACUGCCGACUGCUAGAAAACAUCGAAUACAGAAGACGUGUUUGUUAGAAAAGAACAAUGUCCUUUCAGUUGCAAUCAGUUUUAAUCACAGAUGAAAUUGACACUCAGUGUGUCGAAAUUUUACAGAAGAAUGGAAUUCAAGUAGUGAAAAAUACAAAACUAACGAAAGAACAACUAUUGACAGAAAUUCCAAAAUAUGAUGGACUGGUAGUUAGAUCUGCUACUAAGGUAACAGCUGAUGUCAUCAAUGCUGGAACCAACCUGAAGAUUAUUGGUCGUGCAGGUACGGGUGUCGAUAACAUUGACUGUGAUGUUGCUACAAGACGUGGAAUUAUUGUGAUGAAUACACCAGGAGGAAACACACUAAGUGCUGCGGAACAUACUUGUACAUUGAUCUGUGCAUUAUCAAGACAUAUCCACCGAGGUGAUAGAGCUAUGAAGGAAGAAAAAUGGAGUGAAAGAAAAGUUCUGAUGGGUAACGAGCUUUAUGGAAAAACCCUGGCCAUUAUAGGUUUAGGCAGAAUUGGUAAAGAAGUAGCUCUAAGGAUGCAGUCAUUUGGGAUGACAACCAUUGGUUAUGAUCCUAUCAUCCCAGCUGAAGUUAGUGCAGAGUUUAACACAGAAUGGAUGCCACUUGAGAAGAUUUGGCCACUAGCUGAUUAUAUUACAGUUCAUACACCACUCAUUCCACAGACCAGAAAUUUAAUAAAUGACCAAGUAUUCUCAGUUUGUAAGAAAGGUGUUAAAGUAGUAAAUGUAGCCAGAGGUGGAAUCAUUGAAGAGGCUGCCAUUAAGAGAGCUAUAGAAUCUGGGCAGUGUGGAGGAGCAGGUCUAGAUGUGUUUGAAAGUGAGCCACCCAAAGAUUUUAGUUUAGCAAAGAUGCCACAAGUAUUAGCCACUCCACAUUUAGGAGCAAGUACAACUGAAGCACAGAAACGAGUGGCUGUUGAGAUUGCAGAACAAUUUGUAGAUGUGGUGCGAGGAAAAAGUCUAUUUGGUGCUAUAAACGCACAUGCCAUGACAAAUGCUUUGAGUCCUGAAUCUCGACCAUGGGUAGAACUUGGUAGGAAGUUAGGACAAGUGGCAGCAGGUUUAAACCCAGGAAAUGUAGAACAUAUGCAAGUCACAACUUACGGACCAUCAUUGAAACAAGCUGGAUCCUACUUGAGUGCAGCUAUACUCUCAGGAUUACUACAGAACUCUCCUGCAUUAGGAGGAGGGGAUAGUCCAACUCUAAAUCUAGUUAAUUCUCCAGCCUUAGCAAAACAAAUGGGAUUAAAUGUAAAGAACACCCACGAAGAAGCAGCUCCAGCGCCAUAUACUAAUGUAGUGUCAGUGACAUUCAACAAUGGAUUCCGUCUGUCAGGAACAACAUCUGGUGGUAAUGCCCUUCUCAUUGAAGUCCAAGGUCAACAGUUCUCUGUACCUGCCUCACUGAUUGAUGUAGCUUUACUCUUCAAAGGAACUGGUAACCCUCAGUUACUACCAAGUGUAGCAGGUGCUUUAGCUAGUGCUGGAAUGUGUGUAUCAAGUUUGACAGUUUCUGUUGAGAAUGAUGGACAGAAAUGGGGUGUGGCCACUUUUGCCACACCUCCAACAGAAAAAUGUCUGGAAGUUCUGAAGACAAUUGUAAAUGCUGCAGUCCUUGUAACUCUAUGAGAACAAUAUGUAGUUUUAUUUUAGUUAUUUAUAAGAACCAGGGAUUGGUCUGAGAUUUCUCUAAAGUCAAAAUGAAAGGAGAAUUCAAGUUAUUAUUUACUUUUGAGACAGUUAUAUUGUUGAGAUAAGAAUAGGGCAAUUAAUCACACACGCAUAUUAUUUCAUUUAAUGUUAUUUUAGUUGUUAUUAAUGAUGUAGGGGGUAAUGUUCAAUCUUGAUAUUGAAAUUUGUUUGUUUUGUUUUGAUAUGAUUUUUUCACCAUUUUUGCAGUAUCCUUAUUGUUAACAAAAAAAUAUUAAAUCAAACUUUUGUUUGUGUCAGAAUCCAUGUUUCAGAAAUUAAGAUGUUUGUAAUUUUUAGAUAAUAAAAUGUUAAUUGUUGAUAUGGUUUUGUUUCAUAUAUAAUUUUUAUAAUUUUAUUAUGAUUUUUAUCAGCAUCCCCUCAUAAUGAAAGAUGAAUCAAGAGACAUCUAAGUCUGUGAUUGGCUGAUGAUGUCUACCAAUCAAUGGAUAAUCAACCAAUGCUGUAGCAUUAUAGUCAUCAGGCUAAUUACCCACAAUUCUUUAUGAUUACUAAGUGUUGUAAGCUGUCAGAAAAAGCUUUUUUUAUGGUUUAUUACUUUUUAGUAUGAAAAAGAAUGCCAUUAAAAUUUAUAGUGCCUUAACUUUAGAGACCUUGUACAAAAUUGUUUGCAUUUAAUUAAAGAAUUGUUUUAUAAAUGAUGCAUUGAGAAAAACAAUGUGUGUAGAAUUUAAGUUUGGUUAAAUUGUAAUAAUUUGGUUACAUUGUAAAGUUUGAUAACAUUGUAAUAAUUUUUUAAUAUAGUUUGCUAUGAAAUUUUAAUUAAUUUUUUAAUUCCAAGAAAACAGAUCUCAUUGCAAUGAGGUGUAUAUAUGGUUCAUCUAAAAAUAGUCACCUUGUCAUUCAGAGUUAUAUUUUCUGACAAGUAUAAGCUGCAACAAAUGUGAAGAUUGGUUGUGCAUUUUUGUCAGAAUAGUUGUUAUUUUUAAAGUCUGAAGACCACUUUAUUAAUCUUAUGCUUUUACAGAAUUCAAUCAAUAAGCAUAAAUGUAUAUAAAUUGAUUACAGAGCAAAAUUCUGUUUUUGUUUAUAGCAUUAUUAAAGCUUUAAGGUGUGGGUGUAAAGGUCACAUGACCAGUACUUAAAGCUUUAAGGUGUGGGUGUAAAGGUCACAUGACCAGUAUUAAAGCUUUAAGGUGUGGGUGUAAAGGUCACAUGACCAGUACUUAAUAUUAUUGUUUAUUUCUGAUUGAAUCUCAUACGUUAUGCAUACUCAUGAUAUUUUUUUGAGGAUUUUUACAUUGAUAUUUUAAUGCCAUGAAGCAUGAUGAAAACAGUUGACGCAAUUUCAUUUUUGUUCUCAAAUAAUAUAUUUUCCUUUACAUUAGAUAUGUACAAUUUAAAUUUCAUAAAGUACAUCAAAACUCUUUUGUGUUAAAGUUGUUUACUCAUCCUGGACUCUGUAAUCUGUAUUCAGAAAUCAUAAGCAAGCACUUUUAUACAACAGAUUUAAAUAUAACAUUUAAACAUUUCAUUGGGCCCUUAUUAAAGGUGGAUGAUAUAAUUUUUACUGGUUGCGGAAAUCAUCAAGAAUUACAAAUUAAGAAAAAAAUAUAUAGGCUUAGUUCGGAUAGGGGAUUUGUUUUUGAGAUUUUUUUUAAAUCUGAUUUUCAGUCUGUUUGUUAUAUUUUGUUUCAACUGUUCCCUAGUUUGUUAUAUUUUGUUGUUUUGUGAGCAAAUGAAGAAAACAGUGCAUAAAGCACAAUUUUUCCUAUCUAGUCUUUUGAUUUUUAUACUGUUUUGUUUGUAAACUGUAUACAUUAUAAUCAUCAUAAAAAACGUUAAUAAGGACAAUUCAUUUAAUCAGCCACUACCAGAGAGGAUAAGAGGCUUGAGGGCUGAAAUUAUAACAUACAAGUUUCUAAGCACUAUUGGUAUUACAUGAUUUCUGAUGAACUGAACUAGUUUUUUGGUUUGAUUAAGAAAGAUAAUUACCAGACGUAUUUACUACAUCAUAAAUGGUACUGUUCAAUAACAUAAACUAUUUCAUACCAGUUAUUAAUGCUGUUACACAAAUUCAAAUGUAAAAUGCAAAAUAAAAUAUUUUAUGAA